Molecule: messenger RNA, 3489 nt
Organism: Phycodurus eques (leafy seadragon)
Lineage: Eukaryota; Metazoa; Chordata; Actinopteri; Syngnathiformes; Syngnathidae
Gene: themis2
Product: thymocyte selection associated family member 2
Exons: 7
Coding region: 1027-3234 (735 amino acids)
Biological process (GO): T cell receptor signaling pathway
Source: RefSeq, a predicted model, not a curated record
CCCGCCCUCGAGCUGCAGGACUGUGUGGUUGAUCCACUGAAGGAAGGCGCUGGAGACGAGACCUUCACCUGUCAAUCAAAUAUGUUUGCUGUGGUCAAUUUAAUAAACUGAGGUUAGACUAAAUAAACUUAAUUUUCCCGUGUGUGUGUUAAUUGGGGACUAACACACACAACAACUCAGAACAAGGCGCUGACAUUUUAAACGAUGUUGCUGCGGAGGAGCAAGCUGUUUAGCUCGCUAGCUCGUGGGCUAGCGUACAUAGUAAACACUUAACUUCACCACAACAAUGACUUUAUUGAGUUCGGAAAAACUAUCAUGUCCAUUUUGUUUAUCGAACAAUAAGUCAAUAUAGUAAUUAUUGUGACAGGCCUAAUGCGAGGCGGCACGGUGGACGAUUGGUUAGCACAUCUGCCUCACACUUCUGAGGACCGGGUUCAAAUACGGCCUCGCCUGUGUGGAGUUUGCAUGUUCUCCCUGUGCCUGCGUGGGUUACCAAAACCAUGCAUGGUAGGUGUGACUGUGAGUGUGAAUGGUUGUCUGUUUCUAUGUGCCCUCCGAUUGGCUGGCGACCAGUUGAAGGUGUUACCCCGCCUCUCGCCCGGAGAUAGCUGGGCACGCCCGCUCCAGCAUGCCCGCGACCCUAGUGAGGAUAAGCGGUACGGAAAAUGGAUGGAUGGAUGGAGGCCUAAUGCUAGUUAUUGCAGCAUACACAGGAAGGAAGUCUGCUAACCUGUUAUCCAGGUUUGUUCAUGUGACGUUCCACAGAUAGCGCGCUUGCUUUAGCUUAGAGUCACUUAUUGUAACUUAGUUUGUAUGGUUAGUUUAACUUAAUUUAUAUUGUCAUGGCUAUCCAUCCAUCUGUCUGUCUGUCGUAAGAGAGAUCUUCACUUCAAACGCAUCUUCUUCCCUAUCAUGGCUGUUUGUCACCUCUUUUCUACUCCUCACUUAAUUCUCUCUUUGUAACCUCCUUCCUUCUCCUUCUCUUUGAUGUGACACUCAGGUGCAGUCGGUAAUGGAUACGCAUCUAUGAAAUAUGCAUGCAGGAACUGCAUUAUGCACUUCAGUCUGCAUGAACCAUUUGCUGGUCUUGGGCCCACAACGAUGGCAUUCCCUCUCCAGCAGUACAUUGCAUCACUGGACAGCGCUUGUCUUCCAAAAAUCCUACAAGUCUGCUCGGGGGUCUACUUCCAAGGGUCCGUCUAUGAGAUUUCUGGGAAUGAGGUGUGCUUCUCCACCGGGGACAUCAUCAAGAUCACUGGAAUCAAACUCUCGUCCAUCUUCUGUGAGGACGUCAGCAAUCACGAAACAUUUGAGUUACCCAUCAACUACGCAGGCUUGUUGAAGGUGAUCCCAGAGGAGACUCUGUACAGCACAGUGGAGGAACUAGUCAGGCUGAGGCCUGUGGGCUUAGAGUCCAGCCUCCCCGUCACCUUCACCAGCCGCUCCAAGGUGACGUUGGCCGACAUCACGCUGGGGGCUGGAGCCGUCCUGACCUUGCUAUCCGUGGCAGAAAAGGAGGAGCGGUGCCGCUGCCGCAUCCACCUCGGCCCAGGCCAGGCGUCUGACGAGGUGGACGUGGCGCUGGGGACGCGCGGUGAGUUCUACGUGCACGAGGGCGAGGAGCGCUUCACCCCCAAGGAGAUUGUAACAUCGCCGCACCUACGCAGUCAACGCUUCCACUUUGACGACGACGCCAUGUGCAAACGCACGCUCGUCCUCAGCCCCAUCUACCAGAUCUGCGGCGUCAUGAGCAUGAGAAAGAACGUUUUGUGCUUCCCGUCCAGCUUGGCGGUGGAUGUGGUGGACAUCACCGACGCAUGCGAGGACAUCAACUUUGUGACCGCACUCAGCCUACUGGAGGUCCACUCCCAGCCAGAUCAAACAUUCCCCAUGGUGGUGGAAGUCCUGGAGGGUCCUGAGACGCACUCUAUGUUCAAGUGCAGUUGGCUCCCGCAGCUACAGAAGGGAACCCGGUUGAUUUUCCACCAAAAGGCAACCUCGCACAUGACUGUGAUGUCCAGCUUGAAGAGCCACAAGGCGCUGCAGUACUUCCUGGUAUCCAAGCAGUACGCGGGCCGCUUCCGCAGGCGUCCCCGGGGGUUCGACUCUGCGUACGAACUCUACGUGGCCUCCACCCAAACUCCGGGAUUGAGGGUGUGCGCCACGAGGGACUGCGAGGAAGUGGAGGAGGAAGGCCUUCCCUGGCUCAGCGUCGGUGAGCGACUGGAAGUCGUCGGAUGCCAAAAAGUCCAACUCCCGUGCAGCCAAGUGGAUGCAGUCGUUUGCCACCGCCUUGGAGACGUGGACGAAGAAGGAGAUGUGGAUGAGGAAGGCAAACAGGAGGACCACAUUUAUCUGCCUUUGUACAUGCAAGGCCACUUUGUGGAACUGCUGACUGACACCAAGAAGUACACGCUGGAGGAGCUGGGUGAGAAAGUGCUUCUGGAUGUGAAAGCGGUGAGCCGAGACCCCGAGCUGGAGAGCGACCCUCUUGUCGAGUUCCCAGCUCUCCGAAUAGAAGGGGGAAUUCCGGAGCCCACCAUCCAAGCCAGCUUCCUGCACACGCCGAACCGCUGCUUUGAGAUUCCGGCCCAGAGGAUCUGCAUGACCGUGUACUGCACCCAGCAGCCUCUCCCGUGGCCCCAAAACCAGGCACCGAAGUGCACUGUUGACCGCGUUACAGAGGUGACGGACAGGUUCUUGCACCAAUUUCUAAAAGAGACCUUUCCUCUUGUGAUCCCUCCUCCCAGACCCCCAAAAUGGAGCCUCUCGGCGCCGAAAACAAACAAAAGCCUCCUGACCAAAGACUUUGAUAACAUGACGUUCAGAAGUAGAAGAAGCUCCUCACCGUUGCCAGCUACUGCAACCAUGAGCCAUCAACCGCCGCCAUUUGCACCCCGCAAGUCGGCAACGCCUCAGGGCUCAGCAGAGACAGCCAGGCCUAACACCGACGUGAGAGUGGGGACCAACAUUAAAGGUGGAUCGCGCUCAGCCGCUCCAGCGUCGCGACCUGCUCCCAAGUACAGUACAGUAUGGAAGUCCACAAAUUCCACUGUUGUGGAAAUAAAAAAGGACAUUUUUGUUGCUGCUGACAUGGCCAAGGGAGUGAAGUAUCUUCGAAAGGACCGAGAGAAACUUCUGGACCAAGUUGAAAAGCUGUUCCUUGUUUGGCUAAAUGAGAAACAGCUACAGCAGCGAGUGAUAGCAUUUCCUCGACUAUUUGCAAGAAGGUGAGGCACUUGCAUGCUGACAUGUUGUCAAGAAAGAUGACACUGCAAGCCAAGAAGUCAAGGUAAAGUGGAGAUCAUUGUUUAUUUUUCAUAACUGUGGUAACCCGUUUGUUCAAGUUGAGGGGUUUUGUGAUUUCCGACUUGCUUUGAACGCCCACACGGACUCAUGACACUGUUUGUGUGGCUCAGCAGGGAAGCUGCAUUUGAAUGAGGAGGACAGUUCCACUUGUUAACUUGGUCAAUAGAGAUCUUUGCUCGA